Molecule: messenger RNA, 746 nt
Organism: Oppia nitens
Lineage: Eukaryota; Metazoa; Arthropoda; Arachnida; Sarcoptiformes; Oppiidae
Gene: RpL18
Product: 60S ribosomal protein L18-like
Exons: 4
Coding region: 125-691 (188 amino acids)
Biological process (GO): translation
Cellular component (GO): ribosome; cytosolic large ribosomal subunit
Molecular function (GO): structural constituent of ribosome; RNA binding
Source: RefSeq, a predicted model, not a curated record
UCGUUUAGUUAUAAACGGAAGCGGAAAAAGUAGAUAAUUUUGAUUGAAUUUAAGGUUAUAUUGAAUUGUAUUGAAAUAGAGAUUGCAAUCAUUGUUUGAUCCCUUUUUGAAGAGCACUGCAAAAAUGGGUAUAGACAUCAACCAUAAGAAUGAUCGUAAAGUCAGGCGAACGGCGCCGAAGAGCAGAGACCCGUAUUUAUUGCUUUUGGUUAAGUUGUACCGAUUUCUGGCCCGAAGAACUGGUCAGAAGUUCAACAAAAUUGUGUUGAAGAGACUGUAUAUGAGUAAAACAAAUCGACCGCCGAUUACACUGAAAAGAUUGAAAAUUCAAAUGAGUAAACCCGAGAGGAAGGACAAGAUAGCAGUAGUUAUCGGCACCGUUACCGAUGACGUACGUCUCUAUGAUGUACCCAAUCUUAAGGUGUGUGCUCUUCGUGUCACUAAAACAGCCAGAGCUCGCAUCCUGAAGGCUGGCGGCGAGAUCUUGACUUUGGAUCAAUUAGCAGUUCGCUCUCCUAGAGGUGAGAACACUGUUCUUCUUCAAGGACCGCGUAAUGCACGUGAGGCCGUCAAACACUUUGGUCGCGCACCGGGUGUGCCUCACAGCCACACCAAACCAUACGUGCGUUCAAAAGGACGUAAGUUUGAGAGAGCCAGAGGACGACGUGCUUCUCGUGGAUAUAAAAGUUAAAUUGAUUUGUAUUGUAAUCACAAUUUGAUAACAGAAAUAAAAUAAAUGAUUGUUU